This is a messenger RNA of Neltuma alba, 852 nucleotides long. Its product is annotated as probable phospholipase A2 homolog 1. Gene Ontology annotation, molecular function: A2-type glycerophospholipase activity. NCBI's taxonomy places the organism in Eukaryota, Viridiplantae, Streptophyta, Magnoliopsida, Fabales, Fabaceae. The transcript is spliced from 4 exons. The record is from RefSeq and is a predicted model, not a curated record. Gene Ontology annotation, biological process: arachidonate secretion; phospholipid metabolic process. Bases 111 to 545 code for a protein of 144 amino acids.
UUCCUCGUCUUGGUCUCUACCUUAGCUUGAAACCUCAAAUCUUACCAAAUCAGGAGACGUUAUACAACCGGCGGGUGGUGACCCUGAUUGCUUGCCCGGCGGAGUGAUCGAUGAUGCUUCGCAGCAACGCUCCACGCGCUUCCGCAGCAAUCUGUGUUCUCCUGAUUUUCUUCAUCGCCGUUGCCGACUGCGCCGAUCAAUCCUGGGGAAAAUGCAGCAGAACAUGUAUUGACCAGCAGUGUGAUAAUAUUGGAAUCAAAUACGGGAAAUAUUGUGGAUUGGGUCAUACGGGCUGCCCUGGUGAGAAACCAUGCGAUGAUGUCGAUGCUUGUUGUAUGAAGCAUGAUGACUGCGUUGGAAAAUACGGUAUGACUCAUGUGAAAUGCCAUGAGAAAUUCAAGAAUUGUCUGAGAAAAGUACUGAAAUCUGGAAAGGCUGGAUUCUCAAAAGAGUGUCCCUAUAGUAUAGCUGCGCCUACUAUGAUAAGAGGCAUGGAUGUGGCCAUCACACUGAGUCAAAUGGGUCAAACCACCAUUGAUUUGUAACAGAACUUGAACAGCUUCAAUUUGUCCUGAAAAGGCAUCUAAUUGUUGAUCCUAUUGAAAUCUAAUAUCUAUCACUUGCUUUAACAAAUCCUCGGUGCAUUCUAUUUUUUGGGAUUUUUUUUUUAUUUUAAAUGUAGAGAAAGAGACCUGUUGCAUAAGCUUCGUCUGGAGUAGCUGAAAGUGGAUAUUGUUUUCUUCUUUUCUUUUUUUGUUUCUAAUAUAUUAAGAUAUGGUGGACAAUGCGGGACGAAGCAUUUGGGACCGAAUUUUUUUAAUUAUUUAUUUAUUUUGCUUGAUCUCUUGUUUA